AUGGCCCGUCGCAGUGGCGCUGAGGCGGCCGAGGUCCACGCUCCCAUGGAUUGCAGAGGGAGGUAUCUGAUCCCUGAGACCCGUGAGCUUCUCAUUCAGGCGGCGGGCUAUGGUGCCGACAAGCUGCAAGGGAGGCCGCCCAGCGUGGGUGAAUUCAGCUCCCCGAGUCAGUUCCAGCUCCUCAAAGAGCUCCACAGCAGCGCGACUGGCUCGGUACACCUUGCAAAGAUCAAGGAUCCUCAGAGCCGGCUCAAAGAUGUCGUGGUCCUCAAGAAGCGUAAAGUGCCGGAGCUCGGCAAGGCAAAGGACAUGUUCAACGAGUACGAGGUGAUGAAGAGACUGAGCCACCCCAACAUCAUUCGUUGCUACGGCUACUUCUGGGAGUUUCCCUCGCAGUGUCUCUACAUCGUCUUGGAGUAUGCGAAUCGCGGUGACCUGCAUGGAGAGCUGCAAACACGCAAGCGGCUUGGGAAGCACUUCUCGGACAACGAGGUCUGGGACGUCCUGGCUCAGGUCCUGCGGGGUUUGCGCCACAUUCACGCCCGCGGCAUCGUCCAUCGCGACAUCAAGACGAUGAACCUGCUGCUGAACGACGAGGGCGUCAUCAAGCUUGGCGACUUCGGCGUCUCGCGGCAGAUGUCCGAGAACACCGUGUGCCUCCACUCCUUCUACGGCACGCCCCUCUACCUGUCGCCUGAGCUCAUCGAAGGCGCCUUGGAGUUUGCUCCCAAGCCUUCUGGCAACUGA
Symbiodinium natans is the source of this 747-nucleotide messenger RNA. Lineage: Eukaryota; Dinophyceae; Suessiales; Symbiodiniaceae. The record is from the annotation of a GenBank genome assembly.